AUGCUUUUAAAUAAAAAUGUUCGCAAUAAAGAUACUAAUAGAUGUUCUAUUAAGUUGCAAACAUGUACAAGUGAGCCAAAUAGAAGAGCUAUUGCUCAGCAAGAAAGUAGAGAAUAUCGUAGGUCUAUUGCACAACAAUUAAGGAGAAAACUUGAGCGAGCGAAAAGAGCACGUACUAUACCAGACAAUGAAAUAUUUGCACAAUUUCAACUGCAAAAUAUACGAUAUGAUCUUGGUCAUAUGGAUACACAGCUUUUUGAGGAUCAAGAUGAGCAAUGUAAGGAAUUUCAUGCAAACAUACGCCAAUACAAUGCAGCACAUGCGUUUACUUCACUAGGAGUAAAUAUUGAUCAAACUAUUCUUAAAUUACAAGAAAUUCUUCAGGAACACCAUGCAUUUUAUCCUAUAUAUCAACAAGCUCAUGAGAUUCUUUCUCAAAUAUAUGAAGAAGGUGUAUCCAAAACUGACAUAGCUGUUCAUCUUCAUUUCAAUGUAGCAACAGAUCGAUGUUGCUAUAAUCUUCUCACAUUAAAUAAAAUAGCUGUUAUUUUACCUGGUGAUGGAUCGGAGCCAAAAGCAAUGUGUGACAUUGUAAUUCGAUUACAGGAAGGACUACUUGAACGUAUUUAUGAAGCUUAUCCAGCAUAUUUACCACUUCAUUAUAUGCUUUUUUUUACACAUGAAAAGCUUGGUUGGCAUGCGGAAUUGCAUCAUACUUUAAUAGAUGAAUACGGAUAA
This is a messenger RNA of Cetraspora pellucida, 738 nucleotides long. Lineage: Eukaryota; Fungi; Glomeromycota; Glomeromycetes; Diversisporales; Gigasporaceae. The record is from the annotation of a GenBank genome assembly.